Molecule: messenger RNA, 830 nt
Organism: Chaetura pelagica (chimney swift)
Lineage: Eukaryota; Metazoa; Chordata; Aves; Apodiformes; Apodidae
Gene: PHLDA2
Product: pleckstrin homology-like domain, family A, member 2
Exons: 2
Coding region: 2-400 (132 amino acids)
Biological process (GO): positive regulation of apoptotic process
Molecular function (GO): phosphatidylinositol phosphate binding
Source: RefSeq, a predicted model, not a curated record
GAUGAAGAUGCAAGCCGAGGUGAUCCGCGAGGGCGAGCUGGAGAAGCGGAGCGACAGCCUUUUCCAGCUGUGGAAGAAGAAGCUGGUGGUGCUGACCAAGGACAGCCUCAGUCUUUUCCCCGACGGGCACAAGCGGGCCAAGGGCAAGGAGCUGGGCUUCGGCUCCAUCCUCAAGGUGGACUGCGUGGAGCGGACGGGCAAGUACAUCUACUUCACCAUCGUCACCAAGGACCGCAAGGAGAUUGACUUUCGGUGCCCGGACCAGAGCUGCUGGAACGCUUCCAUUACCAUGGCGCUCAUCGACUUCCAGAACAAGCGGGCCAUCCAGGACUUCAAGAGCCGGCAGGAGAUGGAGCAGGCGGCGGGCGCCCAGGAGCGGCGGCUGGCCCGGGCGCCCUGAGCCCCCAGAGCUUACCACUGGAUGAUAAACCAGAUCAAGUGUCUUGGACUGAAAUGGGACAGGGUACCAAUGAAGGAAAGCGAAGAAGAGAGCUGGAAGCAGCUUGGUUUUCUCCAAGCCCGUUGAGGCUGCUGAGCAAAGAGCCCUGAGCUUUGCCUGAGAUGCAUUUAAAGAAAAACCAAAGACUUUCAUAAAGGACUUCUAGCAGAGCACCCACGUGUUGAGUGGGACAGCUUUGCGAACGACUAUCUUCUAUUUAUGAGACUCAAGGAAGAUUCAACACUGACUGGUGGUGUUAAACAAUUUAAAUUAUUUGUAGUAUCUAUAUUUGUAUUUAUUUUGAUGAAUGUCUUUCAGCAGUUACUGGUCUUAAUAUUGCUUUUGCAUUAAUAUGUCCAUUCCAAAUAAAUUACUUGAAAUGUUCAUUUUU